Molecule: messenger RNA, 898 nt
Organism: Phytomonas sp. Hart1
Lineage: Eukaryota; Euglenozoa; Kinetoplastea; Trypanosomatida; Trypanosomatidae
Source: the annotation of a GenBank genome assembly
GUUAAAGUUAAAAGUUAUUUAAACUUGCACUAUUUCUUCAAAGGACCCAAUUUUGAUGUCGGACAACAUAAGUCCUAGUAGUGCACUGGUGAUAUGGAGCAGCGCAGGGCGACGGUUGCAAUUCUCCAGAAAGGACUUGUCCAUGCCAAAGCACAUUCAGACCUUUCCCAAUUAUGACUUCUUCAGGAAACAAUGGGAUAAGGUUUCUGGUUUUUGGUUCAAUCGCGUUUUAAAAGAAGCAUCUUUACAGCGAAUUCAGGUGAGUGACAUUGUAGCACUUAUAGAAAAAGACAUCGCGCAUCGUUGGGAACAACGAAAGAUGGAGAAAACUCUUUACAAGAAAAAAAGGCGUCUUCUUUCUGAGAAUGGGCCUGCUGGGAGGCCGUCCACACAUAUUUUAAUUACCAAUAUUUGUAGCCUGCCUUCAUUUUCUUCGUCUUCUGAUGAUGAUAAACAUGAGCUAGUUAAGAAUAUUUUGAAGCAGGUGGAGACAGCAUGCAAAGGGGUUGUCCAAGACGUGAAAGUUUUAAUUGAUGAUGAUGGUUCUUCAAAAAUAGACAAUUAUACUAAGAAAAAGGCAGCUAUUGAAGAGGAAGGGAAUCGCGAGCCAGUAACAAAAGAGUUCGAUGACCAUGUGGCAGUUGUGUGUACUCUUGAAUCCAAGGAGAAAGCGGCACUAGUGGUUGCGACUCUUCACGGAGCUAGAUUUGAUGGGCACACUGUUGUUUGUUGUUUUUACGAAUCUUUAAAUCCAGGGGAGGGGGCAUGAUGAGUCUAGUCCCUCAUGCAUUUUUCCAUAACAUUCUUUAGAACAUUGACAUUUUAUUAUAUCCCUACAAUGUUGAGCAUGAAUCUUCAAUCAAUGGCACCAACCGGUAUCUGUCAUCAGGUUAUAAAA